AUGGCACCCGAUACUUGCAUGCGGUUUAGGAUAUUCGUUUUAGUAUCCGUUGCGUUCGCGACCAAUCCUCGGGAACACCUCGGAGUCAGUCAGGAACGGAUCGAGGACGAAGUAAUUGGUCUGGCUACGUUCGACCCAACGACUGAAAUCAGUCUUUCAGUGAAGCGGCAAUUUGCGGGUCAGACGUUGCACCACCAGCCCGGUAGUCGGUUAGUACACUUCGUCUUGGGCAAGAACGGAGCAAUAGAAAAGGACAAAGUAGUCGGAGAAAAGAAUGGUGAAUUUGGAAACGCAGAUGGCCGAUUGGGUGUGACGCUGGCGCAGCUACUGCACUACCGGUAUCAAGCUGCAUUGGCCAGAGAUGUGCUGUCGAAAUUAGAUUCCGACGAUGUUGUGAACGAAGAAGAUCUGGAGCAUUAUCACCAGCUGGGCGAGCGUCUCGGUCGCGUGGCAGAACAAAUUAAUCAAUUGGCUGCGGUUCCGUACGUGUGUGCACGACCCGUCUCACCGGCGGUUGCGCGCCCUGUGAUGAUCGAGGCGACUACGACUGCGCCCACGACCUUUUUGAAGACGUUGGCACUGAUGGGCGAUGACCCAACCAGCAUCGUCGACGACUACUUCAACGCAGGGGCCGUCUGGGCUCGAUUUGUCGAGUUCUGCGGCGUGGACGCUUCGGGUAUGUACUCCUACGAGUUGCUUCGCUAUUGGAAUACUCAUUACCGCGAGCUACUGGCUGACGCUGUGCCUGUCUUGACUUCUACGUUCGCACACGCGUUUCUCACUAUCGAACACAGGGCCGACGCCGGCCACAGCCCCUCCAUUGCGCUGGCUACCAACGUUAGCCGAGCCCUGAGCACCAUCUGCGACGACGGGGAAGACCUGCCCAUCGACGAACGUCUUGCGGAGUGCUUCACUGCUCCAGGCGGUAGUGCUGCAGACGGCAAGUUGGACAAGUUCCUGUUCCUGGCCUGGGCGGCAACUGACGGGGCCGACUGGCGCGCAGCUGUGAUGCAGUCUAGUUUACAGGAGUUGAGUUUCGUCGCAUGUUUGAUAACAUCACGCACCACGGAGCUACUCGGCGCCUACAGCCCUUCCUGGUGCAGUCUGGAGCCUGCAAAGCCGCUGCCGCGACAGGGCGUGGUCCAGGUUAACCUGGGCACCACGCCUUUGGAGCUAGUCAGGAAUUGGAUGCGGGCUGCCGGCGUCUCUGACGUCGCUUCUCUACCGCCUGUCAAACGAGCUAUGACUCAACGCCCAUAG
Messenger RNA from Gregarina niphandrodes, 1260 nucleotides. RefSeq lists its product as hypothetical. Bases 1 to 1260 code for a protein of 419 amino acids. Lineage: Eukaryota; Apicomplexa; Conoidasida; Eugregarinorida; Gregarinidae. The transcript has a single exon. The record is from RefSeq and is a predicted model, not a curated record.